AUGGACACUGCGUCGCCCCACUCAACGCCCAAGUCGACGGAGCGCCGGUUGUCGGCGACGGAGCCGCACGUCCGAUCCAACCCGCUCAGCUGGCUGUGCUGGGUGAUAUGCUUGAUCCUGCUGAAGCUCAUCCUCAUCGUGUCCAACAUCCUGCUUCCCGUCAUCCUGCUCGGGCAGAUGAUCAUGCUGGACAAUGUCAUAUUGCAGCAUCAUUCAUGGUCUGCUCUGGAGUGGCUGUGGCUGCUGUUUCUGCCCCAAGUGGCGCUGCUGCUGCACCUCGUGUCCACGGCGCUCAGCAGCUCCGCCCGGGAGGCCCGGGUGGGCGGACUCCAGUGGAUCAGCUACUCCUGGAUCAUAGCCAUCAUUGCAGGUGUUCUGUUCUUUGACACGCUUCCGCAGCUGACUCCCACCUUGGGUGACCCCUUCGCCCUGGAGCUGAUGACCACCCGCAGCAUCAUGACGGUGAUGUGGCUGACGCCGCUCUUCUACGCGGUGCUCACCUUCCGCACCCUGCGCCAGCUCUUCGCCACCAAGCGCGAGCAGGUGCCUGGCAAGAGGCGGGACAGUCCCACGCUGGACGCGGCGCUCUUGCAGGACAUGGUCUGGCACACCGUGAUCGACAUGAUCGACAUCGUGAACAUGAUGUUCCUGGGCUCUGCAGACCAGAUGGAAGGGGCCUCCACCCAGUUCUUGUCCUUCACGCAUCCCGCGGAGGUGCAAAGCAUCAAGAUCGCGGCGGGGGCCUUCAUCAUCCUGGCCUUGUUCUUCCACCAGCAGUCCUAUCCCAGCCUUGGCUACAUCGGGCACAAGGGCCAGGAGUGCGCUGCGCCCGACGUGGUGAAGGCCCGGAAGCGCUCGGCCAUCAUCAGCAUCCUGCUGGUGGAUCUCCCGUUCUUCACCCUGAGGACGUACAUCUACGCGCUCGCUCUUUCGGUGCCGGACACACAGUCCGUGGUCAUUGAUGGGAAGGAGGUUCAGAGGCCGCAGCUGGACAAAUGGUGGGUGAAGAACAUCCUUUGCCUGAUGCUGCAGGCGAUGCAGCUGCGAUUCGUGCAGCAGGCGGAGCAAGAGCGCUCCCAGAGCCUCCGGUGGUGGGAUCUGCGGCGCCAGGGCGAGUCGGUGCAGGGUACCCUGAGGAUGAAGAACUUGGAGUACAAUGCCAACUUGCUCAACGCCUACCGGAGAGGCGCGAACCUGUCCGAGAACAAGUUGGAGUUCGCCUUUGCAGAGAUGGGCGCCUACGACGCCUAUGACUCCUCCCCGACCCAGGCCGUCUCUGCCACCAUCGAGGAUACUGAUCAGGCCCCCGAAGACCGGACAGCGGCAGGAGAGGCGUCGCAACGCUCCUCCGAGCGUCGGAGGUGCUGUCGUUGCAGAAGAUGCUGGAGCAGAUCUAUGACCUCCUUCAACAUCUUCUGCCACACCGUCAUGGGACUUGUGCUGGGCUGGCUCGUCGCCAAAGUGGACUUCACGCAGCUGGUGGACGACAUGGUGGUGGGCCAGGGCCUGGUGCAGUGA
This is a messenger RNA of Effrenium voratum, 1518 nucleotides long. Lineage: Eukaryota; Dinophyceae; Suessiales; Symbiodiniaceae. The record is from the annotation of a GenBank genome assembly.